This is a messenger RNA of Encephalitozoon intestinalis ATCC 50506, 2358 nucleotides long. Its product is annotated as proteasome regulatory subunit 2. The record is from RefSeq and is a predicted model, not a curated record. Gene Ontology annotation, cellular component: nucleus; proteasome regulatory particle, base subcomplex; proteasome storage granule. Gene Ontology annotation, biological process: proteasome-mediated ubiquitin-dependent protein catabolic process; regulation of protein catabolic process. Gene Ontology annotation, molecular function: enzyme regulator activity. The transcript has a single exon. The coding region runs from base 1 to 2358 and encodes 785 amino acids. Lineage: Eukaryota; Fungi; Microsporidia; Unikaryonidae.
AUGCAAACAAUAAGGAUUCUGCCGAAUAUAAAGUCUCUUCUCAAGGAUGGAAAGGUGUCUGAGGCAAUUGAUGUUAUAAAUAUGCAUGUGGAUGUGGUAGCUCCGUACAUAAAAGACGAUCUUCAGUACAUCAAAUCUGAUGAUCCGAAGACAAGCCUGUGCCUGAGCAAGAUCUAUUUUGUUCUUGGGGAUUACCAAAAAGCUAUAGAGUAUGCACUCCUCUCUGGAGACCUCCUAGUUGAUGACGGGUCAUUCUACUAUACUUCGAUAGUCUAUCACAUGAUGGAUUCGGCAGAUAUGAGCAAAGACAGCAGAGCCCGAGAUUUUGUUCUUCGAGCCAUAAGCUCGGAGACUGUGGAUGGCUCUCUUAUUGGAUAUUUAUUUUCUGUAAAGGAAUAUGCACUACUCAAGGAAGCACUUGUGAAAUACAUAGAUGGAGGAAAUGAUUAUAAAAGGCUUCUUGAUCUUCUUAUAUCUCUUGGGGAGGAGAAAGGAUGUCUAAAGGAGAUAUAUGGGAUGAUUACAGAGAUUGGCCCAAGAGGUAAACCAUUUCUUUUUUAUGUUAUAGAUGCCUACUUCUAUCUUGAGGAAAUAGAAAAGGUCAAGGAGCUGAUUGAAAGACUUACGAAGGAAGACAUUCUUCUGUGUUAUGAGGUUGCAUUCUACACUGAGGACAACUAUAGCCCAGAGAUUGAGGUGUCCAACCAAAAAGUCAUGUCAAUACUCAGUGGAGAAUUCAAGAAAAAAAUCCUUGGGGAGUUUCUCCUUGAAAGGAAUCUCACAAGCUUCAAGUUUCUUGAAUCUAUAGCAAGAACCAGGACUCACUAUCUGGGGCUGGCCAAUUCCUUGAUGAACUUGGGAACCUCUAAUGAUACGUUCUACAGAAGUAACGCAGAUAUUUUCAGCCAGUCGAAUGAGUGGGCAAAGUUUUGUGAGGUUUCCAGCAUUGGAAUGAUUCAUCUAUUCAAUUCAAAUCCAUAUGAAAUCCUUAAAAACUAUUUGCCUAGCGAGGUCAGCCAGAAGGAAGGAGGAGCCCUGAUGGCCCUAGGUCUUAUAAAGGCAGGAACAUUCAGUGAAGAAGACACCGAGUAUCUUCUCUAUUUUUUGGACACGCAGGACACUCUUACGCCCGAGCUAGCGUAUGGUGUAUGCUUAGGCCUCGGACUUAUCAAUAUGGGAUCGACCAACAGCGAGAUCUUAGGGAAACUCAAGGAACUUUCAAAAGUUGACCGGACGUUGUUAGUGGAAGCUUCUGUGUAUGGAAUAGGGAUGCUUGGACUCAACUCAUGGAAUGUUGAGAUUCUGGAGGAUUUAAGGGCAAUAGCUGGGGAAACAGAGUUCGAACGUGUGAAGAGAGCUGUCGGCAUUUCCUUUUCAUUGGUUUUGAUGUUCAGUGAAGAGAUGUUCUAUGAUGAAGAUGCAGAAACAGACGGAGAUUUCAAGAAUUACAUAAAUGAGUUUCUUUCCGAAAAGGACUCUAUUAUGAGGGCAAGCGGGGUUCUUUCUCUUGGGUCUUCAUUCGUCGGGACAGGAAGGCUUAGUGUGAUUUCAACACUUCUUCCAUACAUCAACGACGGAGAUGACGAUGUCAAGAGAGCUGCAGUGAUAGCCAUAGGACUUGUAUGUUGCGACGACAGGGACCUUCUUGUAGGAACCUUGGAGCCUCUUUCGGAAAACCACAACUUCUUUGUAAGAGCAGCUGUGGCUGUGGUUCUUGGAUUAUUCCUUUCUGGAACAGGAGACGAAGUUUGCACCAACAUUCUAGAAGCACUCAUGUAUGACUCCAACAACCUUGUCAGGCAGUCGGCUUGCAUUGGGAUUGGGUUUAUUACCAUGCAGUGCAAUCCUACGCUCAUUCCGAAUUAUAAGCGUAUCAUCGAAAGAUUGAACAAGCUGGUAGUUGACAAGAAGGAGAGCGGAGCAGUGGAAUUAGGAGCGGUAUUUGGCAGGGGGCUAAGCGAGGCAGGGGGAAGAAACAUAAUCUUUUCAAUAAGAAACAUGUCUGGAAUUACAUCGGCCGACAGGAUUGCAGGUGCAAUUCUGUUCUUACACUACUGGUAUUGGUAUCCUCUUAUAAGUAUGGUAUCCUUGUGUGCUCUUCCAACUGCAGUUUUCUGCUUCAACGAGGAUCUUGAGGAGGAGGAAAUCGAAAUUCCAACAUCCAACCGAUAUGACAACCUUCUUAUACGCCUCCCAGAUAUCAAGAAGACAAGAAGGUUCAAGCAGAGACCUAAGGAAGACAAGGAAGUCGUUACAGAAUCCCCUUCGGUGCUAACCUCGGGAAGUAGGUGCACCAUUAAGCAAAGGGAAGAAUGCGGUCUUGAUUCUCCUGCAAUCCUUUUUGUGAAGAAGAAAUAA